This is a messenger RNA of Hippopotamus amphibius kiboko, 891 nucleotides long. It is a transcript of the gene TAS2R4, whose product is annotated as taste 2 receptor member 4. Gene Ontology annotation, cellular component: membrane. The transcript has a single exon. The record is from RefSeq and is a predicted model, not a curated record. Gene Ontology annotation, biological process: sensory perception of taste; G protein-coupled receptor signaling pathway; detection of chemical stimulus involved in sensory perception of bitter taste. The coding region runs from base 1 to 891 and encodes 296 amino acids. NCBI's taxonomy places the organism in Eukaryota, Metazoa, Chordata, Mammalia, Artiodactyla, Hippopotamidae. Gene Ontology annotation, molecular function: G protein-coupled receptor activity; bitter taste receptor activity.
AUGGUUCAGACAUACUUUGUCUCUUCUAUUAUAGUCUCAGCAGUUUUGACUUUUGUAGGACUCAUUGUGAAUCUCUUCAUUGUAGUGGUCAAUUACAAGACUUGGGUCAAAAGCCACAGAGUCUCCUCUUCUGAUAGACUCCUGUUCAGCUUGAGCCUCACCAGAUUUCUUAUACUGGGACUGAAUGCUAUUUUCCUCAUCUCUCCAAAUAUGGGAAGGUCAGUCUACUUAUCCACCUUUUUUCUGUCAUGUUGGAUGUUUUUGAACUCUAACAGUCUUUGGUUUGUAACCUUGCUCAACGUCUUGUACUGUGUGAAGAUUGCUAACUACCAACACUCAGUGUUUCUCCUGCUGAAACGAAAUCUCUCCUCCAAGAUGCCCAGGCUGCUGCUGGUCUGUAUGCUGAUUUCUGCCUUUACCACUCUGCUGUAUGUUGUGCUCAGACAGAUAGCACCCCCUUCUGAAUUUGUGACUGGGAGAAAUGGCACAAUAUUUGACAUCAACGAGGGAAUCUCGUCUGUGGUAACCCCUUUGAUUUUGAGCUCAUUUCUCCAAUUCAUCAUUAAUGUGACUUCUGCUUCUUUGCUAAUUAAUUCCUUGAGGAGACAUAUACAGAAGAUGCAGAGAAAUGCCACUGUUCUUUGGAAUCCCCAGACUGAAGCUCAUGUGGGUGCUGUGAAGCUCAUGAUAUAUUUCCUCUUACUCUACAUUCCAUAUUCAGUUGCUACCCUGCUCCAUUAUCUCCCUUCUUCUUUAGGGAUGGAUUUGGGAGCCAAGUCCAGUUAUGUUAUUAUUUCUGCCAUUUACCCUCCAGGACAUUCUGUUCUCAUUAUUCUCACGCAUCCUAAACUGAAAACAGAAGCAAAGAAGAUUCUUUGUUUCAGUAAAUAG